UUCUGGAAGUAAGCCAUGGUAGUGGUCGCGUCAUAGUUCUUAGUACUGUGAUUGUUCAUAUUAUCCCUACUUCAAUAUUGAUUCUGUUUCCUCAUUGGUUUAACCAAGUCAGUAUUCAUCGGAUUUCUUGAAAUUUUUGAGAUAUGAACAAUGAAGAGAAGCCUUGGUUUUAGAUGAUGUGAUCUGUCGUGUCGUUUCCUACUCGUUUAUAUGCAUUCGGUAUGUGGUUAGUGUGGAUGUGCCGUGUGCAACCAAAGGAGGUCGUUCAGUAACAUCCAGUUGUCUUGUAGAGUUCCCGUGUGGCUGUGAUCUCACUCUUAAUGUAUUUCUAACGUGGUUUACUGAACAGAUUAUCCGUUACAAGAUAUAAUCGUUUUGAAAUGAAAUUAAUCCAGUGACCAGUGACUACAGUUUCAUAUUUGUGUCCUCAAAACGUUUGAUAGUGUGUUUCUGUGUUCUGACGUACUUUUUUUUUCUUAUCAGCGUUGACACGGUGAACAGAGUGAUGGGGCGAUUCACUGGGAAGAAAUGCCGCCUCGUGUCGAUGUUUUGGCUUACUCUCUUCUUCUUCCUGGUAGAGAUUGUGGUAGGGUAUGUGACCAACUCCAUGGCACUUGUUGCAGACAGUUUUCACAUGCUGAGUGAUGUUGCUGCGCUGGUUGUGGCCUUCCUUUCUGUUAAGAUGUCUCCAAAGAAAUGGUCAAAGAAUACAUUUGGCUGGGCCCGAGCUGAAGUGUUGGGAGCAUUGGUAAAUGCCGUAUUCCUCGUUGCAUUGUGCUUCUCUAUAACAGUAGAAGCUUGCAAAAGAUUCAUCGAGGUUGAAGAGAUUCAUGAGCCGAGACUUAUAGUUGUAGUAGGAGUAUUGGGAUUGUUAGUGAAUAUUGUUGGUCUUUUCUUGUUCCAUGAACAUGGUAACACACAUGGACAUUCUCACGGAGGUUUCUCACGGAGCCACACGCGACUAACACACUUAGUAGCGACAGAUGAUAAUGAAAAUGACGAAACCUUCCAGCCACCAGUGCCACCUGCCCCUUCCUCAGUACUGGGUUCUGACAGGAUGAAAGAAGGACGAUGCCAACAAUCACAUGAUUCAAAUCCUGCUUCGCAGAUGAACAUGCGUGGUGUAUUUCUUCACGUUAUGGCUGAUGCAUUGGGCUCCGUCAUAGUAAUCGCUUCUGCCUCAAUAGUAUACCUCACAGACUGGGAGUACAAAUACUACAUUGAUCCAGCAUUAAGCCUGCUGCUUGUGUUGCUGAUUCUGCGAUCAGUGUGGCCACUACUACAGGAAUCUGCUUUGAUCCUACUGCAGACCGUUCCAACUCAUAUACAAGUGGAUGCCAUACAACGUCGCCUACUAGAUAAGGUGGAUGGUGUUCUAGCUGUGCAUGAGUUCCACGUGUGGCAGCUGGCAGGAGAUCGUAUUAUUGCUUCAGCACAUAUAAGAUGCAGAAAUUUAUCAGAGUAUAUGAAAAUUGCUGAAAAAGUUAAAGAAUUCUUUCAUAAUGAGGGCAUCCAUUCAACUACCAUACAACCAGAAUUUGUUGAAGUGAACGAGUUUCCUGCAGACACAAUCCAGCCAGCCCCAACAGAAGACUGCGUGUUGGAUUGCCCUAAGACAGACAAACCGUGUGCCCUAUCUACUUGUUGUGGACCUUCCAAACAUGGUCGUGAUACCCCAUCACCAGGCGACACUCCGUACCUAUGUCGGCAGCGCAACAGUGCAGCCAGCUUCAACAAUCGAGUACAGGAACUGAGUGAAAUGGAGAGCGGGCACUUACUAGCAUCUUCUGCGCCUUGCGCAGUGCAGGGUAAUGGUAGCUGUCCUUGUCCUGUGCCAUGCCCUUCAACUCCUGUUAAUAAAGAGUCGUGUGUUUGACGCUGGUCUCCGAGCUCGUCCUCCUUGCUGCCAGCUGUCAAGUGAGUAGCAUACCAAUGAGCCAGCGAGCAUUCAUCAUCUGUCUAGUCCACUUUAUUUCACCCAAGCAUAACCUUAGUGUGCAUCCACUCUCCUGAUUUGGGAGUGGAACAACCAGCAUAAACCGAGCGUCUUCUGUGUUGCCAAAUUACUAUAACAGUGAAGUUAACAAUGGUAAUGCAAAGUAACUACAAUGGCUGUAGAAACACUGUUGGACAUGUGUAUUGUCUGAGGUAUAUCUGAUAUACAGUCCCGCGCGCCGUAGCGAUACAAAUGCGUGCUGGUUUGGGU
Messenger RNA from Zootermopsis nevadensis, 2206 nucleotides. RefSeq names its product solute carrier family 30 member 1 (gene ZnT63C). The record is from RefSeq and is a predicted model, not a curated record. NCBI's taxonomy places the organism in Eukaryota, Metazoa, Arthropoda, Insecta, Blattodea, Termopsidae. Gene Ontology annotation, cellular component: membrane. Gene Ontology annotation, molecular function: zinc ion transmembrane transporter activity. Gene Ontology annotation, biological process: detoxification of zinc ion; intracellular zinc ion homeostasis; zinc ion transmembrane transport.